UUUCAUUUUUCAGUUUUUUUUUUUGAAUUUCAUCAUUCAUACGAGAAAAAAAACGUGAACAGGAAAAUGUUUGUGCAUGUUGCUGUUAUAUUAUUUAUAAUGAUUCGACCUUCAAUGGAACACGAUUGCCCAGAUCCACCUACAGAUUGCUCCAGAAAUAUGAUUAAAUUUUUUCUAUACACAAACGUAGAAAAACCACCAAAAGAAUUGAUUUUGAGCGAACCAAAAACAAUCAAAGACGCCAAAUUCAACAAAGGAGAUUUUAAAUUCAUGAUCCACGGUUUCACGCAAUGGAAAAAUAGUUUAAGAUGGCUAGUUCUACGCGAAGAAUAUUUCAAACAAAAGGACAAAAAUUGGAACAUAAUUUUCGUGGAUUACUCGCCAGUAGCGAGAGAAGGCUGUUACUGGAAAAGUGCUGUUCCCAGUUUGCAAAAAGUAGGCGAAUGUGGAGCUGAUUUACUAAGGCUAAUAUUUAAGGAGAAAAAAGAUGUGAAACUCGAUCGGUUUCACUUCAUCGGAUUCAGUUUAGGAGCUCAAGUCUGCGCUCAAAUUGCUAACAGCUUUAGACCUGACAAGAUGAAAAUUUCACGCAUAACGGGUUGUGACCCUGCAUUGCCAGGAUUUUCUCUACCAAUCAGAGAUUCAGACAGCUUACUCAACAAAAAACAUGCUGACUUUGUCGACGUUAUUCACACAAAUAAAGGAGGUUGUGGAGUGUUAUACUCGUCUGCACAUUACGAUAUAUACGCUGAGAAUGGCUUCUGUCAACCGGGAUGUGAUUUUCAUGAUCCUUCCUGCUCUCAUAAUAGAGCUUUAAGGAUUUUUGCCGAAUCAGUCAAUUCAAAAACGAAAUUUUUGGCUAAAAAGUGUGAUUCAAAAGUUUCCUUGCUUUCUAUAAGCCGGUGCACUGGUGGUCAUAAAGCUACUUUGGAAGUUGGAGAGCACUGUCCACGACCUAAAUCCAAGGAGGAAGAAGGAUUGUAUCAUUUUUGCACGAAUGAUAAGCCGCCAUACGCUAAAGGACCAACAGAAUCGUAAUAAUUUUGAUGUAUUGAAGUGAAUAUUCCUGUCUUCGCAGUCUUAUUUAUUUCCAGCCAUCAACAAUUUUUUCAUGUACCUUGUACCUCCACCAACUAAUAUUAGCAUCUACCUACCCAUCAAUGGAUCAUAACAUACCUACUCUUAAUGAGAAAAAAUUGAAUGUAAUGUAUUUGAUCAUCACAACUAAAAAUUCCAAAAGAUUAUUUUAAAUAAUUAAUUUGCGAUUCAUUCAACAUUUCAAACUUGAUUUGUUCAAGUAAGUAUAG
Molecule: messenger RNA, 1307 nt
Organism: Planococcus citri (citrus mealybug)
Lineage: Eukaryota; Metazoa; Arthropoda; Insecta; Hemiptera; Pseudococcidae
Product: endothelial lipase-like
Exons: 7
Coding region: 67-1038 (323 amino acids)
Biological process (GO): lipid catabolic process
Molecular function (GO): lipase activity
Source: RefSeq, a predicted model, not a curated record